GCCUCAUGCUCGAAGAGCGGGUGACCUGCGUCGGCGCUGCGGCGGCCAGCCGGGCGCUCGUCGCGACAUGCGACCACUUCAACUACAGGUGGAUGUUCCACACGUCGGAGGCCUCGAUGGUGCUGGUGGUGUCCCGAGGUGCACUGCUCCGAGGGUCCGAUGCAGAGCCAUCGACAGCCAAUCCGUUUGAGCCGCAUCAAGUCCUGCCACUCCCAGCCACGGCGCAGAGCAUUGCGCUGCAUGCAAGCUCGCUUCGCGUAGCUGUGGCGUGCGUUGAUGGGCGAGCGAUGCUCUUUGGUAUUGCCCACGGAUCGUCGCCGCUGAACGACGACGAUGCGCAAUGGCAGUGCGAGGCAACGUGGCGGUGCGAGGCCGAUAUGCAAGCGCCUCUGCAGUGGUGCGAGACGAAUGACGAUCUCACGCUCGUCGCGGCGGGGACGCGCAUGACAUCGUGGAAGGUCGUUCAUGACGCCGUCACGGUUUACGCCCACCGAUCGUUUGACCUGCGCGCGGGUGCUCCUGUACACUUGCUUGCUGCCGCCGCAGACGGUCGCUACAUCGCGACGGGCGCCACAGCGCACUCUCGCCUUCUCAAGGUCUGGUGCAUGGACGCUUGGCCGUCCGAGACCGCUGCGCCACCGUGCGUCUUCUUGGGCCAUGCUCGCGCCGUCCGCUCCAUGGAAUGGCUCGACGCGAGGGCCCAAGGAGGGGACAACGCGUCGUUGCUCACACUCGACAUGCGCGGCCAGCUGACACUGUGGCGAGAAGACUUGAACGCAAGCCCAUUCGCAUUUCUUCAGACGCUGGCGAUCGAUACGACGGCGAUCCUCUCGCAGUAUUCGUCGGUCAACCUCAUCGCGUGCGGGCUCGUGGCGCGAUCCAAGCCGCGCCCGCUUGUACGGACCACGCUCGCCGACGGGCUCUGCUUUUGGGAGCUCGCGCCCAAGACCGAGUCCAAGCACCUGGUGUACGACGCCAGCAUGGACCAACGCGGCGUCGGUCAAGCGACGGGCUUCUUCUUCCGAUCCGGCGCCACGGCCGACACGCACCAAGGUGAAAAGUUCAUUCCUGGCAACGUUGCCUUGCACAAGCACGCUGCCACGUACGUCCUCUACGGCGUCCUCGACAAUGGCGACGUGUGUGUUUGGCGCCUCGACGCCGUCUCGCUCCUGAAUGCGACGCCACGGAGCACUUUGCUCGGAACGUUCUCGGGGCUGCGCACGCUCUUUCGGUCCGCAACGCUGUACGACGUCUCGUGGCUUCCUACCGCGCAUGAUGCGAGCGCUCCGGUUGUCGAUAUUCUGUUGCAGUCGAUGCCGAUCGGCGAGCUACAGCGCAUCCAGCUACGCGUUGCCGGAGCACUCGACCUCGUUUCCGUGACGGAUGUCUACCCCAGCAUGGCGUCCCAUGCCCCGAUUGCCGCGGUUGUGGCGUCGUCGACGUCGACUCUCGGGCUCGUCGACGCCAACGAGACGCUCUUUGUACUGAGCGACGAUGCGACCCUUGCAAAGCUCGCCCACCAGCAUCUUGAACUGACGCACACGCGGUUUCGAUCGACAAACUCGGUCGUCACGGCCGUCGCUCUCCUCGACGCCGACCUCAUUCUGUGUGCGACGGCCAACAGCGAGAUCCUCGCCCUCUGCGGCUACGACAAUCAUACUAAGGCCAAUAUCCUCACGCUUGCAACGACAGCGUCUACCCUGCGUCGUCUCGUCGUGCUGCCCACGACGCUCCUCGGCCUCGGUGACGACGGCAGCGUGUAUGUUUGGAUGUUUUCUCGGUCGCCGCUGCUGCUCACAGACGCCUCCGUGUGGGCGACAGACUGCACGGCGGUGGUGUUCAUGGAGCAAUAUGCCUUGGGCGCCGGUGCCUUUCUCCUCACGGUCUCGGCGCCGUGCACGCUUGCUACGUGGUCGGUCGCCACGGGCGCCGUCUUGCACCGCUUUGCCUUGAGCAAAUGCGUCUUCCAGCGUCUUGCACAGCGCGUCGACGGCACGUUUGCGCUCCUUCUCGACGACGAGAGCGACCCAGCGAGAGUGCGCGCGGGCGACAGCCGCACCGUCUGCGUGCACACACCGUACGAUGCGGUCGCGACGUCAAAGUGGACAGUCGACGCACGGACGAGCGCGAUCGCGUGGCUUCAGGACGCAUUCGUGCUCUGCCUCGCGCGCGGCGUCCAGCUGACGCUCUACAACGGUCCGACCGUGCUCUGGACGAUGGACAUGGCGCUGCCGCCGGCGACAACCCUACUUCUCCACGAUAGCGCACUGUACAUGAGCCGAGGUGCGCUACUGACACGGGCCGUCGUCUUGCCCCAAGAGCGUGCAUCGCCAAGUGUAUGGCCGCCGCUACUGCUGUUUCAGCUGCUUCGGCGCGGCGCCUUCAAAGCACUGCGGCGCUUCUUGGAGGCGCUCAAGGUAUCAAUCGAAGCGUACGAAGAGACGUGCUACGUCAACAUGCACGCGACGCCCGUGUAUGUGCCGCCGCGCCUCACGUGGGCUCGCAUCAUGCUCGACCCGGCCUCGGGCAGGGAAGAUCUCUGGACACCGAGCGGGGCGAGUCGGUCGUCGGCGCCAAAGGACUGCGCCGCGCUCUUGUUUGCCCCGCGCGUGCCGCUGAAAACGACGCCAGCUCGCGAGAGCACGGUCGACUACGAGGCGUUCUUCACGCCCGCGCGCGUGGCAUUGCUCGGCAUUCCCGAUCCCAAGACGCUCACGUCGCUCACGGCCAUGCUGCACGUCGUUGAUGACGUCGAGGAUGUUCCUGGCAUGAAGUUUGCGCUGGCCUUGCGCUGGCGCGAAGAGGCGUACGCUGGCUUGAGCGCCGAGGCGCUGCUCUGGGCGCGGCUCUCGAAAAUGGACUUCUUGACCGCGUUGCCGUGGCUUUCGCCGACCAAGUGGACGUGGACCGAGAUGCGCGAUCUCCGCUUGCCCUUUUGGCUCGACGACUUAGCCAAAUUGCGCGAGAAGACCGAGCAGGUCGCGCAGUCGGCGUAUGCAGCCUCCAAAGAUCCGUUCGACGUCGCGCUCUACUACGUGCUGCUGGGCAAAACGCGGCUCCUUGCUGGCCUCUUCCGGCUCGCCAAAGAAAACAAGAUCGCCGACCUCCUCACCAACGACUUUGACGACGACCGGUGGCGCACGGCGGCCAUCAAGAAUGCAUUUGUGCUCAAAUCCAAGGGCCGGUACAUGCUGGCGGCCACCUUCUUCCUUCUUGGCAGCAAGAUUUACGAAGCCGCCGCGAUGGCCGAAGCGGCCGACCCGACGCUCGUGCUCUCACUUCUGAUUUGCAAGCUUGCUGAAGCCGACGCGCGCGGUCCGAUCACGACCCAAGUGCUCAACAACAUGGUGCUCUCGCGCGCCAAAGCGUGCGGGGACGUGUACUUGGAGGCGCUGGCGCAGCUGCUACUCACCGGCGAGUUUCCGUACAUGACGUUGUUGACGCCGCCGACCACCGCGAUGCGCUGCGGCUUUGACACGACGUCGACCAUGUACUGGCGCGACAUGAACCAGUCGUUGUACGCUGCCUGUGCCCUCGUGCGCUACGAUUUUACACGGCGCGUCUACAGCGACGCCGACACGCAGCUUGUUGUUGCCCUGCACGUCAAGGCAGCGUCGCGCCUCUUGGCGCAAGGCCUCACGCGGUCCGCGUACCGCUGUUGCAGCGACCUCUCAGAGAGCUUUGGGAGCCUUGCAAUUCCAGAGAUGGCGUCCGUCAUGCUGCAGCACACAAAGGUUGCCAACGUCACGAGCCAGCUCGCCGCGGUCUCGGAGCGCCUCGUCGUUGCAACCACCGCCUCGUUCGAGACCAAGGACGCUAGCGAGCUCGGUCCGCUGCUCAUCAACCUGCAGGAGGAGCUCGACGCGUUUGCGAGUGUGCGCCUACUCGACAUUGACGACCACCUUCGACAAGACCUCCCGCUCAUUCACGUGUUGGCCACGCAUGUGACUGGCACGGCCCGCAGCGUGACUGCACCGCUGCAAGCGUUUUUAAACACAGUGCUCGCGGGUGGCGCGCCGUGGGCUGCGCUUCGGGGUGCGAUCGUCUGGACGCAGUACUUGCACAUUGUGUUUGCGCUUGGUAUCGAGCCCGACUCGAGCACGAUCCGGCUUGCGUCGACGUGUAUCUACAGCGCGCUCUGCCUCGCGCUCCGUGUCGCGACAAUAAGCCUCGAGCGGUGCUGUGUCGGUCGGCUGGUCCACGUCCUCUUUCCGCAAAAGGAGCUCCACGAGAUGCCCAGCGACAAGUGCUACACGUGCCACGUGUGGCAGCCGAAGAAGGCGCCUGCGUCCUUGCGCCACGACCUUCCGACGCUCCAUGCCGUGCUGCAGCAGCUCGUGAGCCUUCAGCCAAAGUGGCCACCGCCCAAGGCCGCGACCCUCCACUCGGACGCGUGCGCGUGCAGCCGCCUCUUUCUGGCGGCCGCGUACCACUGCAUGGCCGUGCACGCAGCGCGGAUUCUGGGCGACCCUGACGACGUCUUGAGUCGACAGUGGACGAUGUGGGCGGCAAGCUCUCCCCGCGUGAUCGCUCCUUGCAGCGACGCUGCGGAGGGGCACUGCCCGUGGCGCCAUUUGAUGCUGCAGCUGGCACCGUCAAUUGGCCACAACAACGCAGCCCAGGACAACAUGACGACGACGAGCGGCAUGGAGCUGCCAUCGCCGAGCUCGAUUGAGGUCAUCUACAAGAGCCAAGUGCCCGGCGAGUCGGUCAAAAGCAUGUGCUUCAACCCCGAGCAGCGCAGCACGGUCGUGCACUGCAACGGCCGGUUCAUUUACCGCUCGACAGCCAAGAAGCCGCGUCGCGACGCGCCACCCAGCGACCUCUCGAGCCUCUGCCAGCUUCAAGUCAACACGCGGUUCUCGCCGCCGCCAGCGUUUGCAAACGAGAUGGAGGUGUCGCCCAAGACGACGCCCGCCAAUCCGCUGUCGCCGACGCCCGACAGCCGGUCGACGAGCUACCGCCCGAUUGCGCUCACGGCGCACCCGUCGCUCUCGGUGUUUUGCGCGGGCACGACCAAAGGCGUCGUGGAUCUCUGGCGCUUUGACAACCCGACAGCGCCGCUCGGCAGCUUUGAGCACCACGUCCCGACGCUCAAUCCGCUGACGCAGCUGGCUGCGCCGCGCCGUGACGUCCACCGCAUUCGGUUUGAGAACAGCGGCCACACCCUUGGCGCGUGCGACAACGUCGGGUUUGUCUACCUCUGGAACUUUUCGAGCUCGGGCGCGACGGGGUGCUACGCGCACCUCCAGUGCCACAACCGAGGGACGCGCGACUUUACGUUUCUCAACGCCUCGAGCUGCCUCGCGUCCGUGGGAGCGUCGACCAAAAAAAAGAGUCUCUGCUUGUGGGACACGCUCCUGCCGCCGCAAAAAGCGCUGAUUUCCGCGCCCUUGUGCCACCCGCUGGGCGCGACUGCUGUCGUGUUCUCUUCGCGCCACCAGCUGCUCAUCUCGGGCGGCGAAAGCGGCGGGCUCAGCGUCUUUGACGUGCGUCGGCAGCGCAUGCUGCAUACGGUCUCGGCCGCCCACGACAGCGCGAUUACAACGCUUGUCCUGCACCCGCGCGGCCACUCGGUGCUCUCUGGCUCGGCCACGGGCGACAUCAAGAUUUGGGCGCUGCCGCUCUUUCGGGAGCUCGCAUCGUGGCUCACGGGCAAGGCCAAGCCGGUGGUCGCCACGUUCCUGGGCGACACGACCUCGGCCUUUGUGGCGCCGACCAUCACGGGCGUCACGGACGCGUUUGCGACCGACGACUUCUUCUACACGAGCCACUCAGACGGCUCAAUCCAGCGCUGUCAAGUCCCCACCUUGCUCGACUAGACGUCCUUGCUAGUAGAACAACAUGGGCCUUCUCGUAAGAUCGAAAGCAACAAGCCAGAGAUGUGCAUCCUACAA
Saprolegnia diclina VS20 is the source of this 5897-nucleotide messenger RNA. RefSeq lists its product as hypothetical. Bases 6 to 5822 code for a protein of 1938 amino acids. Gene Ontology annotation, biological process: vacuolar acidification. Gene Ontology annotation, molecular function: protein binding. The transcript has 18 exons. Gene Ontology annotation, cellular component: RAVE complex. Lineage: Eukaryota; Oomycota; Saprolegniomycetes; Saprolegniales; Saprolegniaceae. The record is from RefSeq and is a predicted model, not a curated record.